Molecule: messenger RNA, 1323 nt
Organism: Pleurotus ostreatus (oyster mushroom)
Lineage: Eukaryota; Fungi; Basidiomycota; Agaricomycetes; Agaricales; Pleurotaceae
Exons: 4
Coding region: 1-1323 (440 amino acids)
Source: RefSeq, a predicted model, not a curated record
AUGCAAUACCUUUCGCUCUUCGUUACGCUCGCGAUCGCUUUGGCUGCUUCGGCUGUGCCCCAGAACCAAAUCAACGGUUUCCGAGGAGGACAGGGUGGCUUUGGCCAGAACAGGGGCAACCAACAGCAGAAUGUUAACCAGGGCCAGAACAACAACAAUGGCGGAAACAAUAACAACAACAACGCUGGGAACAACGCUGGUAAUGCCGGGAACAACGCUGGUAACGCCGGUGCCGGUGCCGGAAACAACGCUGGAGCCGGUGCUGGUGGUGCAGCAGGUGGCGAUCCCCAAACCUCGUUGACGCUGGACCCCAAGGUUAUUGCUGGUGGAUUUGCUAACGACGGACAGGAUGUUCCCGCUGAUGGCCAAGUUGCUUCGUUGACCUCCACGAAUAACUUCAUCAACUUCUGUCUUACUGUUCCCAACCUCCCCAUCACCGACGGUAAACAGGUCCAGGGAGGCUCUUGCAAUCCCGCACCUAUGGGUGUUCUCCCCUCGACUGACAACAUGCCCUCGUCGAAGUUCGUCAACCCCAAGAACGGCGAUACCAUCCAGGCCGACAAAGCAUUCACCAUCCAAAUGGCUAUCCGUGGAAUGCAGACCGGUUUCUUCGUCAACGCAAACAACAACUACUUCUCCGCGCCCCAACAGCUUAAUGGUGGGGGCCAGAUCCAAGGCCACUCGCACGUCGUUGUUGAGCAGCUCCAAGCCCUCGACCAAACCACUCCCACCAACCCCAAGGUCUUCGCCUUUUUCAAGGGUCUCAACGCUGCCGCUCAGAAUGGUAUCCUUACUGCUGAUGUCACGGAGGGUCUCCCAGCCGGCGUUUACAAGGUUUCCUCAAUCAACUCCGCCGCUAACCAUCAGCCUGUCCUCGUCCCGAUUGCUCAACACGGUUCUCUCGAUGACGCUGUCUACUUCACUGUGACGGCUGACGGUCAAGCGGCCGCUGGCGCCGGUGCUGCUGCUGGAGGUGCCGCUGCAGGCAACGCCGCCGCUGGAGGUGCUGCUGCUGGAGGUGCUGCCGCAGGCAACGCCGCUGCUGGAGGUGCCGCCGCCGGAGGGGCUGCUGGUGGAAACGCAGGUGCUGCCGGUAACGCUGGUGCCGCAGGACAGACCGGUCGUAACGGCCAGAACGGACAAGCAGGUCGCAACGGACAGGCUGGUCAAAACGGACAGGCUGGCCGCAACGGACAAGCAGGUCAGAACGGACAAGCUGGGCAGGCUGCUCAAGGCCAGAACCGUGGCCAACAACAACAGAACAACAACAACCGUAACGGAGGCAGGGGCCGCCGCAUGCUCUUCACCCGCAGGCAGCUGUAA